This is a messenger RNA of Mya arenaria, 872 nucleotides long. RefSeq lists its product as uncharacterized. The record is from RefSeq and is a predicted model, not a curated record. NCBI's taxonomy places the organism in Eukaryota, Metazoa, Mollusca, Bivalvia, Myida, Myidae. Bases 10 to 402 code for a protein of 130 amino acids. The transcript has 2 exons.
AAAUUAUUCAUGAACGGAUCAAAGACAUGUGUGACGUCGACCUUACUGCCGGUGUACGAGAGUUAUUCCGCACGCUGUGGCGAUAUUGAGGAAGAUGGAGCGAACGCGAUGCGCUCGUGCAGCUAUAACGAGUACGGAGGAAUGAGCUCGUGCACUUUUAUCCGCUCGAACAUGGACGUGUACAACCAGAUGUUGGGUGUGGACGAGGUUUCCAGGCUUAUGGGUCUUGGAAACGCAAGGCUGCUGGCUCGUAUAUUUGUGGAUGGUGCGCGGUGUGGGGCGACCGUAGCUUCUGAACGGUUUUUGCUCCUAGGCGGAACCAUCAACAACUUCCUCGGGAGCGUAUGGGAGAGCGCCGGGGAUUUCGCGGACGGCGUCUCCAGCUGGUGGGGCAACUUGUAGCUGGAAGCCUCAUUUAUUAUUUAUCGACUGUGAAAGGCUUUAUGCAGGAACUCAUUUAUAACCUUAUAACAUCUGAGCAUGUUUUGUUUUUAUUUAAAGUGAAGUGUCCUUAUCAAAGCUUCGAACCAUCACACCUUAUUUGUUUCUCCAUAUUACUAUUCAAUAUGUUCAAUUGUUUUAGUGUAUGCCAUUUCAGAACUCUUGACGGAAAUUGUCCAGAAUGUGUUUCAUUUAAUUGAGUAGCAGAGAAACAUCACACUGCACUCAGUCUUUUGUAAUAUCUUAUUGAUAUUUGAGAAAUUAAGGAAAUGUAAACAAAAACACAUAUCAAGGACAAGACUCAGUUCUGAACUAGAUAAAAUGAAUCCUCCCUUAGCACAAAAUACUUAAUACAUACUAAAAAGGUUUGUAAAAAGAGCAUCGAAAGUAUUUUUACAGAAUACAGAGUGACAAUAAAAAUAUAGAAACUA